AAGUCUGUACAUCGUGGGCUUUUUUAAUUUCAAUAUUAAAGGGGUAGUUUAUUUUGCGUAUCCAAAUUCAUCCGUGCUUUCAGGUUGAACUGUACAAGUGAGCCUAGCUAGCUAAGCGGCUAACUAGCGUGCUAUAAUGACAAUGUUAUUUGUCUUUUAGCUGUAAUCCGGUUUUAAUCGAUUAAAUAGUACUAUAUUACACGCCGUUUGUUGUGAUAAUAAAUGAGCAGAUUUUGGAGAAUGGUUGUUGAAUCGUCGCGGCUUGUAAAAGCUGUAAACGUCAUGAAGUUUAAUGGCGGUAGCUUGUAGUGCGCUGGAUGUGGUGCGCUGUAGCAGGACGGUAGGCCAUGUUGUUUCACCGAGCUAAGAAUGUGUGCUGUAACAGCUUUCAUCGGUAGCUAGCAUUAUCCUCACUGCUCGGAGGUAGCUGCUGACUCCAGCCGGCUUGACCAGGUUAAAACCGCUCCCAGCAGGCUGUACUAACGCAUUCCUUAUUUUAUCGUUGUUUUCACCACAAAGGGUACGCGUUGUCGGUUAUGUAAGAUGGGGGACGCCUUUCCCGGGCUUUUCUUGCAAGAUGUCUCGGCGAUGGUUAGCAAUUUUAUUAGAAAUCCGUCUUAAACAUUCGUGUAUCAGUCUAGCUGAUUCUGAACGGUUUACUGACUUUUUACAUCGUGCUUUUAACAUUUUAACGACGGGUGUAUGUUUUUUCAUGGCGGUAGCUGCGCUGUAGCUCGAGUUGCGUAGCUAUACGGCUGUGAGGGCGGAAGCUAGCGGCGGCCAUUUUAGAGCUAGUUAGCUGUUCCAGUCUGAGCUGCACAAGAUGCCCACCGCGAAAGGCGUUGUAAUUCUCUGAAGAGGCUGAGUCAGAAUGUGCCAGACCCCUCCUGGCUCGUGCUGACCAAGGAGGUCCCAAGCAAUUUUUUUUGUUCUGAGAAAGCGGUGCUCCUUGAGCAGCGCUAAGUUUCACUUAAACGGGAAGACGGAAGUCGUCAGGCUGGAGUGUGUCCUGAUGGCCGAGUCAGAGACUGAGUGUGACACACCAGGCCUUGACACGCUGGGGUCUGAGUGUGUCAUAACUCACACGCAAGUCGGUGACUUGCACUAUGCAGCGGAAACUGAGAUUAUGACCCAAGAGGACAAGAGGCUUGAUCUGGAAGCCAUUCAUGGCGAUCUUGGGGCUGUGGCUUGCGUUGAUGGCGUAACGGAGACAGACCACGACUACAUUAAGUCUGAGGUACAUCAUGACCCACAGUACUUUGGAGGCGCAGACAUGAAAGGCAACGAGGCUUUGCUUGGUGAAGUGCUGCUUAAGACAGAGAUGGGUGGAGCUUGUGCAGAGCAUGUAGUGAAGGUUGAGACAGACCAUGGAGGAGAGCUGACAGUGGAGUCGGAGAACGGUGUCAUCAUUCACGAGGCCCAGGGUCUUCAGUGCAACGAGUGUGGAGAGAUAUUUGGCAGCAUGUCUGAUCUGCAUCAACACUUUGAAAUCCAUAAAGCAACCCAUCCCUACAUUUGUAUCCAGUGCGGUGAGAGCUUUGCUGUGGAGGCUAGUCUGAGGGGGCACAUGAAAAUACACAUGAAGGAGAAGGGCUACGCCACCACCGGUGUGGAGAUGGUUGGUAAAGGGGUCAUCGACGCAUUCAACCUCAAACCACAUCAGUUGAUGCAUUCCCCUGAAAAGCCACACAGAUGCUCUGAAUGCGGGAAGAGCUUUGCUGCAGCCAUCACACUCAGAGAGCAUAUGAAAAUGCAUUCGGAUGACAAGCCCUACAAAUGUACUCAGUGCAGGAAGAGUUUUGUCCGCAGGCGCCAUCUAAAGAAACAUCAGGAGCUGCAUGCUCGUGAGAAGCCAUUUACCUGCCCUCAGUGUGGGAAGGGCUUUGCUACUGCUUCAAAUUUGAAACAGCAUCAGAAGACACAUGUUGGUGAGAAGCCACAUCGAUGCUCCCAGUGUGGCAAGUGUUUUGCAGCAGCAGCCACUUUGAGAGAACAUCAGCGAAUCCACUCUGGUGAGAAGCCCUAUAAGUGUACCCAGUGCAGGAAGAGCUUUGUAAGAAAACGCCACUUGAAGAAGCACCAGCUGGUGCACCAGGGUGGCAAGCCCUACCGAUGCUCUCAGUGCGACAAAGGUUUCAAUCACUCCUCGUCCCUGUCACGACACCACAAAGUCCAUCUUGAGGCCAAAAUGUUCGCCCAGCCUGACAAGGAAUUCCCCUUUGAUACUCCUAUGAAGAGGGGCAUGCACACGGGUGAAAAGCCAUACAGCUGCAACCACUGUGAGAAGAGCUUCAGUCACUCUUCGUCGCUGUCCAGACACCAGAGAACUCAUUCUGAUGGGAAAUCCUACACUUGUGCCCACUGUGGCAAGAAUUUUAAUCAUUCCUCGUCUCUUGCAAGACACCAACGUGUCCAUUUGGAAGAGAAGACCUCUUACAGUGCUAUUCCCACGGGAAAGGGAUUCCCUCCUACUACCAUCCUGAAACAGAGGAUUCUGCAGAGUGAGAAACCAUAUCGGUGUUCUCAGUGUGGAAAGGGUUUCAGUCACUCUUCCUCCCUCUCAAGGCACCACAGAAUUCACAUUGAUCAGGCUCACCACUAAGGUGUCUGUGGUAUUUUACAGUUUGUCCCAACUUCGUUUCAGGCCAACCUAAAAUCAUGUUUGUUUUCAUAGAGCUAUGAUGAAAGGAAAAUCGAACGUUUAUUCUGGGUCUAUAGAAAGAUCUUGAAGCUAUACUAAAAAUAAACUGGUUAAAUCCUUUAACUUUACAAUUUAAGAGCGAUGAAUUUCAAUAACUAGUAUGGCUGACUGAGCUGAUGCUGAUCCUGCGCAGUGUGCAAAUAGCUUACUGCCUUCAGUUUGACAUCUGUAUAAUAAUGUAGCAAUUUCAUCCUUAAUGACCAGGUCAAUUAUGCUCUUACUCAUACCCCUGAAAAUAAAUAAGGGUGGAUAACUUCAGAGCCUGUUUAGAGCUUUAGAUGUAUAAUUGGUGACCAAGUAAAGUUUCUGGGAGACUGGAGGAACCCACUUCCCACCACCAAAGUCCCAUGUAUCUUUACCCAUCAUGUCUUGUUCAUGGCCUGUUCAGAUGCUAUCGUUUGUAAAUAAGUGCUGGUUUUUAUAUACAUAUGUAUAGGUGCGUGUGCAGUUCUUUUACACAUUGAACAUUUUGUAUGACCCAGACUGUCUUAACCAUCUUUAUUUUGAAAAUAGGCUGGUACUUGAAAGUUUCACUGGCUUCAGGCAAGCUGUUGGCAAAGGUGCAAGUCUGCAUAAAAUUUUCACAGUUUGCUUAAACUUGAGUCACCACUGCUUUCAGCGGCAUUUAAAAUCGGCUGUAGCAUGCUUUCAGUGAUGAGCCUGUGGUCAGACGGCUUCAUUCUAAAAUGAGCUGCAAGAAAUUUUGACUUGUUGAGAGUGGCAAAUUUAGUCGUUCCUUUUGAGUUGUCUAACUUACCGACGGACUUCAGAAUACGUAGUUUGACAGAAUUCAUUGUAUACUUGCAACUCAGUGUAAUUUGAUCUAAAUGUUCCCUCUAAAGCAUUGCUAGUUCCCUUUGGUACUCUACAACUUGUUACUAAUGGGUAAAUUGUGUAUAUUUGCGUUCAAUUCUAAUGUCAUCGCUGUAGAACUAGUUCAGACCUCCAUAUAUAAAUAUAAUCUGUAGUUAACUGCAUACAUUCAGCAAAUUAUCAAAAUUUAGUGUAAGAUUGUGUAAUUAUCAUUACAAUAAAAUAGCUUGCUCUUGAUUAAUUUCAAAAUUCCAUGAAGAUACACUUUCUACUUAAAGUUCUGUGUAUGGGGGAAGAUCUUUUACAUACUGAUGUAUUUUUUUAAUAUGGUUUGGGUAAUCUGAAAGGGAAAAGAGGAAUACUGUUUUUAUGGGAGUAAACAUUAUAUUGAACUUUUUUCUUUUUGAAUAAUUGUGCUUCAACUCGUAGCAUAGGCUUUUUCAUUGUGUUAGAUAGGUGCCUUAUUGCAUGCUGAGUAGAAAUGUUUGUUGAGCUGUAAUAGAAGGUAAAAAAAAAGUUUGGCUCUUCUCCCUAUGUUUGCAUACUAACCAACAUUUUACUUUUGACUUAAGGCAAUUUAUGUUUUGCUUUUCUGUAUAUGAAUAUAUGUUUAUGCUGUUACUGUUGUCUUUUAAGUUCACUCAUCAUCAACUGGUCUCAUUGUAGAAAAACUAAAGGUUUAAAAAAAAAAAAGAGGUCACAACACCUUUUGAUUCAUAUUUUGAUUGCCCUCUUAAAUGGUCAAAUCUUGUUCCAUGUCUUUACCCAUCUUUGAGUGGCACACAUGGAUAAAUAAAGGUUCUUGACUACC
This is a messenger RNA of Ictalurus furcatus (blue catfish), 4325 nucleotides long. RefSeq lists its product as uncharacterized. NCBI's taxonomy places the organism in Eukaryota, Metazoa, Chordata, Actinopteri, Siluriformes, Ictaluridae. The transcript is spliced from 2 exons. Gene Ontology annotation, biological process: regulation of DNA-templated transcription. Bases 1013 to 2602 code for a protein of 529 amino acids. Gene Ontology annotation, molecular function: DNA-binding transcription factor activity, RNA polymerase II-specific; RNA polymerase II cis-regulatory region sequence-specific DNA binding. The record is from RefSeq and is a predicted model, not a curated record.